Ziziphus jujuba (common jujube) is the source of this 819-nucleotide messenger RNA. RefSeq lists its product as uncharacterized. Lineage: Eukaryota; Viridiplantae; Streptophyta; Magnoliopsida; Rosales; Rhamnaceae. Bases 1 to 819 code for a protein of 272 amino acids. The record is from RefSeq and is a predicted model, not a curated record. The transcript has 2 exons.
AUGGUGAGCUCUUUGAAAUUACCUAAUGGAGAAUGGGAUGUUCAUAGGGUUGAGAGUAUGUUUGAUCAAGCCUUAGCAAAGUGUAUUAAACAAAUUUUCUGGACCACAAAUGAGCAGCCAGACAAGCUGAUCUGGACAGGAACGAAAUCAGGUAUGUACUCCGUGAAAUCAGCUUACCGAAUGGAUGAAGAGAUCGAAGAGAGGGACGAGAGAUGGUGGAAUUUUUUAUGGAAGAGUUUUAUUCAUGAGAGGUCAAAAUUUUUCUUGUGGAAGUUGGCCAAUGGUGGUCUUCCCCUUCGAUCUAACCUUAUAGCCAGAGGUUUGAACAUAGAGAAUUCGCAGUGUGUUCAUGGGUGUCGAAGUGAUGAAAUGGAGCUUCAUGUGUUCUUUCAUUGUGAGAUAGCAAAGAUAGUUUGUCCAUAUGGAAGACAAGGAGGAUUUGUUUGCUUACAGUGCCAUUACCAUGGAACAUCUGUGGUGGCUUCGAAAUCAAGUGCUUCACGGAGGACAUGCAGAAGAAAUUGUUCUGCCCCUGACACUGUAAGGAAAUGUUCUCAAGAAUUGAAGGAAGUGCUUAGGAGAGACAGAAUGGAUAGGCAUCAUCUAGGAAAUGCCAAUUUUAGAAUCAACUCCGAGUGGAGCCGCCCCCCUCCCGGAGCUGUUAAACUCAACUCUGACACAGCUGUUCGACGCCAGGGUAGCUUUCUCGUCGUGAUAGCACGUAACGAUAGAGGAAAAAUCCUCCAUAUGCAGACAUUCAAAUCUAUUGUGAAUGAUCCCGAAAUAGUGGAAUUGGAAGCUAUUCUGAAAGCACUUUAG